Solenopsis invicta (red fire ant) is the source of this 2036-nucleotide messenger RNA. RefSeq lists its product as uncharacterized. The record is from RefSeq and is a predicted model, not a curated record. Bases 890 to 1345 code for a protein of 151 amino acids. NCBI's taxonomy places the organism in Eukaryota, Metazoa, Arthropoda, Insecta, Hymenoptera, Formicidae. The transcript has 2 exons.
UAUUCUUAUAUAAUAUUAUUAUUGUUUCUGUGUGCUAUUUUGUUAUUUAUAUAUAGGGAAGAAGAUUUACACUUGACAAAAAAAUUUUAGCAUUGUCGCUGUAUAAACAAUCUGGAUCUUGUUAUAAAUUAUUAUCAAAAUUUUUUGUUUUACCAAGUGCUACAACUCUAAAAUGUUUGCUACGAACAAUUUCUUUACAACCAGGAAUUAAUAAAUUUAUUUUUGAGCAUCUUCGGCAACAUAUAGCACAAAUGAAAAAUGAAACAGACAAAUUAUAUAUAUUAAUGUGGGACGAGAUGGCAUUAGAAGCCAAUUUGCAAUAUGACCAAUUGAAUGACAGAAUAAUUGGUUUUGAAGAUUGGGGACAUAGACGUACAUCACUGAUAGCCGAUCAUGUUUUGGUUUUUAUGGUAAGAGGAAUUUUGAAAGGAUGGAAAAUUCUAUUAUCUUACAACUUCUGCAAAAGUCAAACGAAAUCUGCACAGUUAAUUAGAUGCAUAAAAAAAAUUAUAAAAGAAUUAUCUCAAGCUGGUUUGACAAUAAUUGCAACUGUAUGCGACCAAGGGGGAGCAAAUAUGACAUCCAUUAAGAAACUUCUCGAAGAUUCAAGAAGUAAAUGUAUACAAAAAGGUCAAGCAUAUCGUAAGUAUUCUGUUUUAAUUAAUAUAUAUUGGACAUAUAAUAGAAAUAUAAAAUAAUUUUUAAUUUUUUUGAAGGAGGUUUUAUUGAACUUUUUGGGCAAAAUAUUGUACCUAUCUAUGAUCCACCGCAUCUUUUAAAAUAAAUUCGUAAUAAUUUAUUAUUUAAAAAUUUGGAAAUUAAUGCCACUAAUUCAGGAAUAAAGGAACGACAGUUUGCAUCAUGGGACAUCAUUGAUCAGGCAUAUAAAAUGGAUAUUUACACAAAUACAUUAAAUCGUCAAUUGCCAAAAUUAACCGAUGUACAUGUUAUUAAAUCAAAAAUAAAAAAGAGGAAAGUUAAAUGUGCUGCUCAAAUUUUUAGUGCAAGAUUAUCAGCAUAUAUUGAAUACAACAGCAAAAUCAAAGGAGGAUUUGUCGAGACACAGAUUGGUCCACUACAAAUACCAAAGACAGGAUAUGACACAGCAAUAGUGUUAGAUUUUUUCAACAAAGUUUUUGACUCCGUGAACGCACAUACUUUGCAUCCAGAGACUCCUUUACGUGUUGCGGUAACAAAAAAUAGCAAACACCAUGAUUUUUGGCUACAUGCUACUAAAUUAUUGUCCGACAUGCGAUAUGUAGAUCCGAAAACUAAGCAACCAGUUAAGUGCAUACCGUCAUUAAAAAAUUGGAUUUUUAUUCUACGUGGAUUUCAGAACAUAUAGAAAAUAGCGCAGGUAUAAAAUUUUUAAAGACAAGAAAUAUUAAUUAAGAUCCACUAGAAAAUUUUUUGGUAUGAUUCGUAGUCACGGACGUAGAAAUAUUAAUCCUUCGUGUAGCCAAUUUUGUGGAUCAUAUAAAACAUUAUUAAUUAAUAAUUUAACAUCAAAACGGUCUAUGGGCUCUAACUGCGAAGAUAAAAAUGACGGUAAUUUAUUAUUUAAUUUAAAACAAUUUGUGAAAAACGUUUCUUAUGUAAAUAAUGCAUCAGAACAAAUAGUUGAAGAAGACUCUGUAGCAUUCCAAAAUAACACAAUAAUACAUAACAUUUCAUCACAUAAAAAUAAUAGUCAAAUGUAUGUUUCUGGUUGGAUUGCAAAAAAGAUUUUAUCUCUGAAACUGUUUAAAAAUUGUUUAGAGUGUAAACAGAGUCUUCUAACAACAGAUAUAACAUCUGAAGAAUAUGUGCAACUAGUUCAUAGAGAAUAUGUACGAGAGAAACCUUCUUUAACUUAUUCAUCAAUGAUUUUUUUCAAACACGCAUUUAUUAAAGCCGAUUCUAUUUUAAAUAAAAAUAUUUCUUUAUUAUUUCGCAGAAAUGUUUCUACUUUGUUAUAUACACUUUUAAACGAUAAAUUAAGUUUAGAUUUUAUACGUUGUAAUAAACAUAAAGAAGAAUUAAAACAUGUUGUAAUA